Ornithorhynchus anatinus (platypus) is the source of this 4239-nucleotide messenger RNA. Its product is annotated as peroxidasin-like. The record is from RefSeq and is a predicted model, not a curated record. Lineage: Eukaryota; Metazoa; Chordata; Mammalia; Monotremata; Ornithorhynchidae. Gene Ontology annotation, biological process: response to oxidative stress. Gene Ontology annotation, molecular function: protein binding; heme binding; peroxidase activity.
AUGAGCAAGGAGUCCAUAGCCAAGAUGGAAGUAAACCGAACAGUGUUCGUCUCGACCCUUCUAGACCCCAACCAAAUCGCUCAUUUCCACUCGGUGACCCAGAUUCAAAGAAAGUUUAUUCCAGCAACCAUUAUGCUGGCAAAAUGGAGAGCCCUGCGAGGUUUCUUUGUUCUUCUGUUACCUGCCCUCACCUGGUCCUGUCCGAGCCGCUGCCUGUGCUUCCGUACGACAGUGCGGUGCAUGCAUCUGAUGCUGGAAAGCGUUCCUGAGAUCCCUCUUCCGACAAACGUACUAGAUUUGCGCUUCAACCGCAUCAAAGAACUUCAACCAGGGGCCUUCAGGAGAGUGAGGAACCUCAACACUCUAUUGCUGAACAACAAUUUGAUCAAACAUAUUGCAAGGCGAUCCUUUGGCGAGUUGGAGAGUUUGAAAUUCCUCUACCUCUACAAAAAUGAAAUUCAUACAAUUGAGCCACAUGCCUUCAAAGGACUUCAUUCUCUGGAACAGCUUUAUCUCCACUUUAACAACCUGGAAAAUCUGGAGACAGAGACCUUCAGUGACCUGCCCAAACUGGAAAGAUUAUUCCUGCACAACAACAAAAUUUCCAGAAUUCAGCCAGGAACCUUUUCCCAGUUAGAAUCCCUCAAGCGCCUACGGCUGGAUUCGAAUGCUUUGGUCUGUGACUGUGAGCUGAUUUGGUUGGCGGAGCUGUUGAAGAAGUAUGCUGAUCAAGGCAAUGCCCAGACAGCGGCCACUUGCGAGAAUCCCCGGGGUCUCCAAGGCAGGUCCCUGACCACGGUGACGACCCAGGAGUUUAACUGUGAGAGGCCCCGUAUCACAUCCGAACCCCAGAAUGUCGACGUCACCUUGGGCAACACGGUUUACUUCACCUGCAAGGCAGAGGGCAACCCCAAGCCUGAAAUAAUCUGGUUACACAACAACAAUGAAAUCGACAUGAAAGACAACAGCCGCCUCAACCUGCUUCAGGAUGGAACCCUGAUGAUCCAAGACACUCAAGAGUCAGAUAAAGGCGUCUAUCAGUGUAUGGCCAAGAAUAUUGCCGGAGAGGUCAAGACCCAAGAAGUGGUUCUCCGCUACUUUGGCACUCCCUCAAAGCCCAGCUUUGUCAUCCAACCUCAGAACACCGAAGUGCUAGUUGGGGAAAGUGUCACCUUAGAAUGUGGGGUAUCCGGACACCCCCAUCCUCGCAUCGUUUGGACCGUGGCCACUGGGUCCCCUCUCCCUGAUGAUUCCCGCUUCACCAUCACCAGCUCUGGAGGGCUGUACAUCCAGAAUGUGAAUUUUUCCGACCAGGGCCAAUACAAUUGCAACGCGAGCAAUUCAGAAGGCUCCGUUCAGGCUACAGCACAUAUCAUUGUGCAAGAUACCCCUAAAUUUGUGGUCACUCCCACGGAUCAGACAGUGACCGAGGGGCAAAGUGUUGAUUUCCAGUGCUCUGCUGAAGGCCACCCAACUCCUGUGAUUACUUGGACCCGUGCAGGAGGUCCCUUGCCCGGUGAUCGUCGUCACACCAUCCUCUCCACGGGGGCCCUCAGGGUGAUGAGGGUAGCUCUACACGAUCAGGGCCAGUAUGAAUGCCACGCUAUCAGCGCCAUCGGAGGCAAGAGUGUCCUGGUGCAGCUGACAGUCUCUCCACGAGUGAUCCCUGUCUUCCUCCACACUCCCCGGGAUACCGUGGCUGAGACCGGACGGGAUAUAGAGAUUCCUUGUGCAGCCCAGGGGGACCCCCCUCCCAUUAUCACCUGGGCCAAAGAGGGCAUCCAAAUCACAGAGAGCGGCAAAUUCCACAUCAGUGGCGACGGGACCCUCACGGUGCGUGACCUGGGAGUGGCUGACCAGGGCCGAUACGAGUGUAUCGCUAGGAAUGCCUUUGGCUUCACGUCCAGUGCCAUGAGGCUGACCAUCACCGCCACGGAUAUCGGCAGGAGCGGCGACACCUUUGUAGCCACAUCAAUCCAGGAAGCUAUCAGCAGCGUGGACCACGCAAUCAACUCCACGCGGACAGAGCUGUUUAGCAAGCGACCCAAAACUCCCAACGACUUACUGGCGCUCUUCCGCUACCCUCGGGAUCCUUACACCAUCGAGACGGCCCGAGCAGGCGAGAUCUUCGAGCGGACCCUGCAACUGAUUCAGGAGCAUGUGCAGCAAGGGUUGAUUGUGGACAUCAAUGCCACAGGCUUACCGUUACACGACCUGGUCUCCCCUCACUACCUGAACAUGAUCGCCAACCUGUCCGGCUGCUCCGCCCAUCGCCGCACCCAAAACUGCUCCGACAUCUGCUUCCACCAACGCUACCGCACGCACGACGGCUCCUGCAACAACCUGCGGCACCCGACGUGGGGGGCCUCCCUGACCGCCUUCCGGCGGCUCACUGAAGCCCCUACCAGAAACGGCUUCAACCUGCCCCGGGGCUUCUCCGCGGGCCGAGGGCUCGGGCCGAGCUGCCCCUGCCGCUGCCGGUCGUUCGUCUCCACCGCCAUGAUGGGCACGGAGACCGUCACGGCCGACGGCCGGUUCACCCACGAUGCUCUGCAGUGGGGCCAGUUCCUGGACCACGACCUGGACCAGACGGUGGCGGCCAUCAGCAUGUCCCGCUUCUCCGACGGAGCCCCCUGUAAGCCGGGCCUGCAGCAACGACUCCCCUGCUUCUCCGUGAUGAUCCCCGAGAACGACCCCCGGGUGCGGAACGGGCGCUGCAUGUUCUUCGUCCGCUCCAGCCCCGUCUGCGGCAGCGGCAUGACCUCCCUCCUGAUGAACUCAGUCUACGCCCGUGAGCAGAUCAACCACCUGACCUCUUACGUGGACGCCUCCAACGUGUACGGGAGCACGGAACAGGAGUCCCGGGAGCUGCGGGACCUGGGCAGCCCCUGGGGGAUGCUGAAGCAGGGGCCGGUGACGCCCGGCUCGGGGAAGCCCCUGCUGCCGUUCGCCACGGGCCCGCCCACGGAGUGCAUGCGGGACGAGAACGAGAGCCCCGUACCCUGCUUCCUGGCCGGCGACCACCGGGCCAAUGAGCAGCUGGGCCUCACCGCCAUGCACACGCUCUGGUUUCGGGAGCACAACCGCAUGGCCAAGGAGCUGCUGGCCUUGAACCCGCACUGGGACGGGGACACGCUCUACCACGAGGCCCGCAAGAUCGUCGGGGCCCAGAUGCAGCACAUCACUAACGCGCACUGGCUGCCCAAGGUCCUGGGGGAGGCCGGGAUGAGGAUGCUGGGGGACUACAGAGGGUACGACCCCAACACCGAUGCCGGUAUCCUCAACGCCUUCGCCACCGCCGCCUUCCGCUUCGGGCACACGCUCAUCAACCUUCUCUAUCGGCUGAACGAGACCCUUCCAGCCACAUCGCCGGAAGGCCACGUCCCCCUGCACAAGGCUUUCUUCUCGCCCUUUCGCAUCACCCAGGAAGGCGGCAUCGACCUCUUGAGGGGUCUUUUCGGGAUCCCCGGCAAGAUGAGGGCCACGGAACUUCUGAACAUGGAGCUGACGGAAAAACUCUUCUCCAUGGCCCACUCGGUGUCUCUGGACUUGGCGGCCAUCAACAUCCAGAGGGGGCGGGACCACGGGAUCCCACCCUACAAUGACUUCCGGGUCUUCUGCAAUCUGACCUCCGCCCAGGAAUUCGAGGACCUCAGAAAUGAGAUCAGGACCCUGGAGAUAAGAGAGAAGCUCAGGAGCCUGUAUGGGACCCCCAAGAACAUUGACCUGUUUCCAGCUCUGAUGGUGAGAGACCUGGUUCCCGGCACCCGCGUCGGACCCACCCUGAUGUGCCUUCUAGCCACCCAGUUCAGGAGGCUCCGGGAUGUGACAGAUUGUAGGUCCCGAGGUCAGUUCAACGCUCUCUCCCAACAAUUCCGCGGUAAGAGAUCUCCCAGCUUCAGUUACCCUGAAGAAAACCCUUCCGAUCACAAAUGGAACAAUUCCAGUGUGACAAGAAAACCUGCCAAGAGCCCAUCUGCAGGAGAAGAUCCUUGGUCCUUUGUGGCUGAACUAGAAAAGACCAUCUCCUCCCUCCAGAAGCAGAAGACCAUCUUCGGUGGCAUCAAGGAGCCACCAAUGAACAAAGAUGCGGAAGAGAACAGGUCAGAAGUGGAGGAGGAGAUGACUGUCCCUCUUGCAUUGAAGAGUGGGACCUCUCAGAGGCAGUAUCCCUCCAACCACGCUCUCAGUCAGGAGAGCAGAGAUGUGGCUGGCGUUGGCUUGAUCGCCGCCCGAUAG